AUGGCUUUGGAACCAAUCUCGGAUAAAAUCCUGGGGUCCAAGAAUAAGAAAAUCGCCUACUUCUACGACUCCGAUGUGGGCAACUAUGCCUAUGUCUCGGGCCACCCCAUGAAGCCUCAUCGCAUUCGCAUGACACACAGUUUGGUGAUGAAUUAUGGCCUCUACAAGAAAAUGGAGAUUUAUCGUGCGAAACCUGCCUCCAAGUACGAGAUGACCCAGUUCCACACCGACGAAUAUAUCGACUUCCUGUCCAAGGUCACACCAGACAACAUGGACCACUUCUCAAAGGAGCAGAGUAGGUAUAAUGUCGGUGACGACUGUCCCGUCUUCGAUGGACUUUUCGAAUUCUGCGGAAUCAGUGCAGGAGGAAGUAUGGAAGGCGCUGCUCGCUUGAACCGCAACAAGUGCGACGUUGCCGUCAAUUGGGCUGGUGGUCUUCACCACGCCAAGAAGAGCGAAGCAAGUGGCUUCUGUUACGUGAAUGAUAUCGUUCUCGGAAUUCUCGAGCUCCUGCGCUUCAAACAGCGAGUUCUGUACGUCGAUAUUGAUGUUCACCACGGUGACGGAGUUGAAGAGGCAUUCUACACAACCGAUCGUGUAAUGACCUGUUCUUUCCACAAGUAUGGAGAGUACUUCCCGGGUACCGGUGAGCUUCGGGAUACCGGUGUCGGGCAGGGCAAAAACUACGCAGUCAACUUCCCUCUCCGGGAUGGAAUCACUGAUGUCACGUACAAGAGCAUCUUCGAACCCGUCAUCAGGAGCGUGAUGGAGUGGUACCGCCCCGAGGCCGUGGUCCUUCAGUGCGGUGGUGAUAGUUUGUCGGGCGAUCGCUUGGGUUGCUUCAACUUGAGUAUGCGAGGACACGCCAACUGUGUCAACUUUGUCAAGAGCUUUGAUCUGCCGACCUUGGUGGUUGGAGGUGGUGGCUACACCAUGCGCAACGUUGCACGGACGUGGGCUUAUGAGACCGGUAUCCUUGUGGGACAGUCUCUGGGAUCGGAGCUGCCAUACAAUGAUUACUACGAGUAUUUCGCUCCUGAUUAUCAGCUUGAUGUCCGCCCAUCAAAUAUGGAUAACGCCAAUACCCGAGAAUAUCUGGACAAGAUCCGCAACCAGGUUGUUGAGAAUCUUAAGCGAACCGCAUUCGCCCCGUCGGUUCAAAUGACAGACGUGCCGCGGAAUCCUAUGUUGGAUGGCAUGGACGAUGAGGCUGAUGACGUUAUGGAUGACCUUGACGAGGAUGAGAACAAAGAUAAGCGCUUCACUCAACGACGAUUCGACCAGCGCACAGAGAAAGAUGGCGAGCUCAGUGAGAGCGAGGACGAAGAUGAAAACGCCGCGCACGGCAUUCGUCGCCAGCCAGGCGCUGUUCGCCGUCGCAACCAAGUCAACUACCGAAACCUCGAGCCGGACUCUGGGCUGGACAGUGGUAUGGCAACACCGCAAGAUGCGUCGUCUGCGGCUGAUGGAGAGAUGGAUUUCACUCUUGAUGCCAAGAUGGUUGAUGUUCCACGCACUGAACCUGAUGCGCCUUCCAUUGCUCCUGAAGCCUCUCGCGCCGAAGAGACUCCUAUGACUGAUGCCGAUCACAUGACUGUAGAAAAAGAAGAACAGGAAGACUCUACUGCCUCUAAACUCCAGUCUCCUCCUCAUGAUGAAGAUAUUACUAUGGAGGAUGCUGUUGUCGCCGAAGCCACUUCUUCAGAACAGAUUCCGGCUCCAGGGGCAAUUACUGAGCAGAUAUCAGUGGUCGAGGGCUCCGCGACUUCACCUGUGAGGGCUCAAUCGCCCUCGAAAGAGACUGCGGUUCUCGCCAGCGAGAAGGGUGCUGAAGCUUCUCCUGCUGCGGGCGCCGAAGCACCGGCGACCAAGGAGGAAAGCUUGGAGCAUGCGGUAGAACCCAAGAAAGAGGAGUAA
Messenger RNA from Penicillium paradoxum, 1917 nucleotides. RefSeq names its product histone deacetylase RPD3 (gene rpdA). Gene Ontology annotation, molecular function: histone deacetylase activity. The transcript is spliced from 4 exons. NCBI's taxonomy places the organism in Eukaryota, Fungi, Ascomycota, Eurotiomycetes, Eurotiales, Aspergillaceae. The record is from RefSeq and is a predicted model, not a curated record. The coding region runs from base 1 to 1917 and encodes 638 amino acids.